Echinops telfairi (small Madagascar hedgehog) is the source of this 1922-nucleotide messenger RNA. RefSeq names its product nudix hydrolase 13 (gene NUDT13). Bases 128 to 889 code for a protein of 253 amino acids. The record is from RefSeq and is a predicted model, not a curated record. Lineage: Eukaryota; Metazoa; Chordata; Mammalia; Afrosoricida; Tenrecidae. Gene Ontology annotation, molecular function: hydrolase activity; metal ion binding. The transcript is spliced from 8 exons.
AGAGGAAGAAUCACGCUGAUCAGCCUAACAUCAGUUCCUAUGAGACGGUCACACGCCUCCACGCUACAGCCUUCUGUACUCCGGCCCUUCCAAAGCACCCGCUUCUCUGCUGCAUUUAGACGUGACCAUGUCUCUUUAUUGUGGGAUAGCUUACAGGAGAAGUCCUUGUUGGCGCGCUAGACUGCUGUCAACCUAUAUCUCUAAGACCAGGUUUAUGUUUGAACUGAAGGAAGAUGAUGAUGCAUGUAAAAAAGCCCAGCGCACGGGAGCAUUUUACCUCUUUCAUAACCUGGUUCCUUUGCUUCAGAAAGCAGAGCAGCAGCAGCAGCCUUACCUGGCCCCCCAAUAUAGUCUAUUAGAAUUGGAAAGGCUCCUGGGUAAGUUUGGACAGGAUGCUCACAAAAUAGAAGAUUCCGUACUGAUUGGCUGCUCCGAACAACAUGAAGCCUGGUUUGCUCUGGACCUGGGUCUGGGCAGCCCCUCUCCCACAAGUGCUGCCUUACAGAAACCUGAAGUGGAGGCAGAGCUCAGGGGGUCCUUCACAGAGCUAAGGAAGGCUCUCUUUCAGCUGAAUGUGAAGGAUGCCUCCUUGCUGUCCACGGCACAGGCUCUCCUCCGUUGGCAUGAUGCCCAUCAGUUCUGCAGCAGAAGUGGGCAGCCCACCAAGAAGAAUGUGGCGGGCAGCAAGCGUGUGUGCCCUUCCAGUCAGAUCAUCUAUUACCCACAGAUGGCUCCUGUGGUGAUCACUCUGGUGUCAGAUGGGACCCGCUGCCUACUUGUCCGCCAGAAUGCCUUUCCCAAGGGGAUGUAUUCUGCCUUGGCAGGUUUCUGCGACAUUGAUCCAGCUGAACUUGAGAGAACUGGAGGCAGCUGCGUGGUUCAGUCAUGAUGAGGUGGCCAUGGCCCUGAGGAGAAAGGGCCCCUAUACCCAACAGCAGGACGGGGCCUUCCCAUUCUACUUGCCCCCCAAGAUAGCUAUUGCCCACCAAUUGAUUAAGGAAUGGUUAGAAAAAUAGAGCUGUUUUUCUUGUCUGCUUAGCCUUGAUCAAGCCAUCUACAUCUCUCCUGAGUACCUUUGAAGGGCAUACGAGAGAUCUGCUGAUAAAAAAGUGGAAACAAAGGUUAUUUCCAGGCUAGUCUCAUAAAACAGGGCAGAAUGUGAGCCUACCACAAACCACCUCUACCAGCAAUGUUAAUCAAGGUUCUUACUAAUGGGCCAUCAAAAAGGUUGUGUGAGAAGAAAACCUGAUUAGAUGUUAAGUGUCAAAAUCAGAAGGAAGAUUGAGGGAUUGAUUUUGUUCACCCAUUUUCUCCUUAGACCUUGGAAGCAAACCUGUUUUGGAAUGUGGCUUGUAAUGCUUGAAUUAUUCUGUCAAAAUGUGCCUCUGUAAUUUUGUUUAAAAUGUUUCUCUUGGUAUUGAAAAUCUAUAGGAAAUUCCUAUCCUUUGUACUUUGUAGAAUUCGAAUAGAACAGCUUAGUAUUUUUGAGUUACAACAUGGUAGUUAAAUAAAUAUAUUUGGUUAAGUCCCUUAACAAAAUGGCUAAGGUCUUCCUCUGCACUGAGGUUGAUACAAUGAGGUUCUCGAGAGGUAGUUAUUCUCAGUGCAGUUUUGUUAUUGCUCAGUUUGAGAACCAAGGAAAAGACCAUUACAUUGACAUGCCUGUUUAAAAUAGCAGCUGCCAUUUGUACAUGCAGUAAAUGUUAAUUGCCUUCAAUGAAGGGGUUAGUACCCAUACCAGUUAAAUAGGAGUCCUGAUAUUUCGUUAAGCCAUCUAAAGGGGAGCGCAGAGUGGUUCCAUUUCUUGAGUUUUAUGGCAUAAACUAAAUUUAGGAUUGCUCAUUGUUCACAUAUGCCAUUCUAUACCUUGUCAUGAGGCAGAUUAAUAUAUUUGGGGGAAAUAAAAACAUUUCCACACCUUG